Molecule: messenger RNA, 1860 nt
Organism: Budorcas taxicolor (takin)
Lineage: Eukaryota; Metazoa; Chordata; Mammalia; Artiodactyla; Bovidae
Gene: RRAGB
Product: Ras related GTP binding B
Exons: 10
Coding region: 513-1553 (346 amino acids)
Biological process (GO): cellular response to starvation; regulation of autophagy; cellular response to amino acid stimulus
Cellular component (GO): Gtr1-Gtr2 GTPase complex; nucleus; lysosome
Molecular function (GO): GTP binding; GTPase activity
Source: RefSeq, a predicted model, not a curated record
GCUCCUGAAGGGCGGGCUAUUAGGUCGUAGUCGCCGCUGCCUCCAGCGGACUCUCCGGAGCAGUUCGACUUGGGAACAAGGAGCCUACUGAGGCAUUCAUCGCUUGGUGCCUACGGCAUGGGUCUGCUCUUUCUGCCACCUCUGCCUUCCUCAUCCCCACCUCUUUGCGAGUGAAGUCCCCUUUGGGUUUCAAGACCUUGGGUCCUGAGGCCCAAACUUGAGACGAACCUCCCGCAUCCCUCUUUCCUUCUCAUCCUCCAUCUCUUCCUUUGCAUCACCGAAUCACUUAGCCUUUGCGCUGGCCGGCUCGGCGGUGCCUUGAGGCCAAGUUCCAGUCGGUAAAGGUAACCGUGCGGAAAGCGGACCCCCCAGUGGACAAAGGCGGAGGCGAGAAUAGAACAGGCCUAAGGACCGUACGCGACGAGAACAGGCGGCUGAGGGGGUGAACAAGGAAAAAAAAAAAAAAAAGAGUACUGCGGAUUUAGAAGAGACUGGAAAAGACUUGUUGCACGAUGGAAGAAUCUGACUCUGAAAAAAAGAUGGAGAAAGAGAAUCUGGGGCCCAGAAUGGAUCCUCCUAUAGGGGAACCGGAAGGAUCGCUUGGGUGGGUGCUACCAAAUACAGCCAUGAAGAAAAAGGUGCUGUUGAUGGGUAAAAGUGGGUCGGGUAAGACCAGCAUGAGGUCUAUUAUCUUUGCAAAUUAUAUUGCAAGAGACACACGUCGUCUUGGUGCAACAAUUGAUGUAGAACAUUCUCAUGUUCGGUUUCUGGGAAACCUGGUAUUGAACCUGUGGGACUGUGGUGGACAGGACACCUUCAUGGAAAAUUAUUUUACUAGCCAACGAGACAACAUAUUCCGAAAUGUGGAGGUUUUGAUUUAUGUCUUUGAUGUGGAAAGCCGUGAACUGGAAAAGGACAUGCACUAUUACCAAUCAUGCCUGGAGGCCAUUCUGCAGAAUUCUCCAGAUGCCAAAAUCUUUUGCUUGUUGCACAAAAUGGAUCUGGUACAGGAGGAUCAACGGGACCUGAUUUUUAAAGAGCGAGAAGAAGAUCUGAGGCGUUUGUCUCGCCCAUUGGAAUGCUCUUGCUUCCGAACAUCUAUCUGGGAUGAAACUCUCUAUAAGGCUUGGUCCAGCAUUGUUUAUCAGCUGAUCCCCAAUGUCCAGCAGCUGGAAAUGAACCUAAGGAAUUUUGCUGAAAUUAUCGAGGCUGAUGAAGUACUUCUCUUUGAGAGAGCCACUUUUCUGGUGAUUUCUCACUAUCAGUGUAAAGAACAGCGCGAUGCCCACAGAUUUGAGAAAAUCAGCAACAUUAUUAAGCAAUUUAAGCUGAGCUGCAGCAAGCUAGCUGCCUCUUUCCAGAGCAUGGAAGUCAGGAACUCUAACUUUGCUGCUUUCAUUGACAUUUUUACAUCCAACACUUAUGUGAUGGUCGUGAUGUCUGAUCCAUCUAUUCCUUCUGCAGCUACUCUGAUCAAUAUUCGCAAUGCCAGGAAACACUUUGAAAAGCUGGAAAGAGUGGAUGGGCCAAAGCAGUGUCUUCUCAUGCGCUAAAACAUUGCCAAAUGCUGUUUCAGAAAAAUAAAUGGAAUACUAUUUCUUAAUGUUGUAUUAGUAUAUAUAGGCUCUGAAAUGUUGUGAUGCUUAUCACUUCUGCAUUUCUUCCCUACUCCCCAGUCUUCAUGUAUAACCUUGAAUGCUAUUUACUCAAAUAGCCUGUAAGAAGUUAGAAGAUAAACUGUCUAUGAAUGUGGUGUGACAUAAAAGUAGGUGAUAUGUAAGUGUUCUGAUAACAAUGUUCUAAUAGUGUAAGUGUUCUAAUAACCUGGUUUCAGUUGUUGUGUAUGCCGAAGCCUUUUCC